CAACCCUUCUCCUCCUAGUCGACACAUCCUACCCCCCUCCCCACCAUGUCCUCAAACGACGAGGUCGACGGCUGGAUUGCCCAGCUCAUGCAAUGCAAGCCCCUCUCCGAGACAGAGGUCAAGAAGCUCUGUGACAAAGCCCGCGAGGUUCUCAUGGAGGAGUCCAACGUCCAGCCAGUCCGGUGUCCCGUGACGGUUUGCGGUGACAUCCACGGCCAGUUCCACGACCUGUCUGAGCUUUUCCGCAUCGGCGGCAACUCACCCGACACCAACUACCUGUUCAUGGGCGACUACGUCGACCGUGGCUACUACUCUGUCGAGACUGUCACUCUCCUGGUCGGUCUCAAGCUGCGCUACCGCGACCGCGUGACGAUCCUCCGUGGCAACCACGAGUCGCGCCAAAUCACCCAGGUGUACGGCUUCUACGACGAGUGCCUGCGCAAGUACGGCAACGCCAACGUGUGGAAGUACUUCACCGACCUCUUUGACUACUUGCCCCUCACGGCCCUUAUCGACAAUCAGAUCUUCUGUCUGCACGGCGGUCUGUCGCCGUCGAUCGACACACUUGACCACAUCCGCUCCAUCGACCGUAUCCAGGAGGUUCCCCAUGAGGGGCCAAUGUGCGACUUGCUCUGGUCCGACCCGGACGACCGCUGCGGCUGGGGCAUCUCGCCCCGUGGAGCCGGCUACACCUUCGGCCAGGACAUUUCGGAAGCAUUCAACCACAACAACGGUCUUACGCUCGUCGCACGUGCGCACCAGCUUGUCAUGGAGGGCUUCUCGUGGUCGCAGGAGCGUAACGUCGUUACCAUCUUCUCGGCGCCAAACUACUGCUACCGUUGUGGUAACCAGGCGGCCAUCCUAGAGGUCGACGAUGCGCUCAAGUACACCUUCUUGCAGUUUGACCCUGCUCCGCGCGCCGGCGAGCCGCUUGUUUCGCGCCGGCCUCCAGACUACUUCCUGUAA
Messenger RNA from Cutaneotrichosporon oleaginosum, 966 nucleotides. The record is from RefSeq and is a predicted model, not a curated record. NCBI's taxonomy places the organism in Eukaryota, Fungi, Basidiomycota, Tremellomycetes, Trichosporonales, Trichosporonaceae.